AUGCUACAAGACGUGACAACGAGAGUUAGUAGCACAGUGGGCAUGACGGAACACUUCAAAGUAAAGGUCGGCUUACACCAGGGAUCGGCACUUAGCCCACUGCUAUUCAAUAUAGUAUUUGAUGUCAUCACGGAUAAUGUAAGAGAAGAACCACCAUGGUGCGUAUUGUACGCUGAUGAUAUUGUGCUAGUGACAGAAAGUAGAAGAGUGCCAGAAAGAAAACUAGAAGAAUGGAGUCAGAACAGCCUUAAUUUACGGCCUAGAAGCAGCCCACUGAAGAAGUUAGAGGAAAAGAAGUUAGACGUAGCUGAGAUGAAGAUGUUUGAGAUGGAUGGUUGGAGUCACAAGAAGAGAUAG
Penaeus monodon (black tiger shrimp) is the source of this 357-nucleotide messenger RNA. RefSeq lists its product as uncharacterized. The record is from RefSeq and is a predicted model, not a curated record. The transcript is spliced from 2 exons. Lineage: Eukaryota; Metazoa; Arthropoda; Malacostraca; Decapoda; Penaeidae. Bases 1 to 357 code for a protein of 118 amino acids.